AUGGCUCUUCUUUUAAUUACACAUCUUUACUUUCAGAAAUCUGUACUGAGUCAUGGUUUUCCAGGCAUUCCAGGGUCAAAUGGCAUGCCGGGAAUGCCGGGCGUGCCCGGGCCGCGGGGACCCCAGGGAAGAGAAGGUUCAAAAGGACAAAUUGGAGAUAAGGGAUCGCAAGGAGUGCAGGGUCCAAGAGGAGACAGAGGGCGCGAGGGGCCUCCUGGGAAGAGCGGACCGCCAGGAGUUAUGGGAACAAAAGGUGAAUCGGGGCUUGUGGGAAUGAAGGGAGAGCAAGGCAUUGUGGGAAAUCAAGGAAGAAAAGGAAACAAAGGAGAGAAAGGAGAAAGCGCCAAAGCAAGUCAAGCAAGUGCAGUACCACAAACCAACUGGAAACAAUGUGUGUGGAAAUCAGACAGCGGUACUGAUAACGGAAAGAUUAAGGUAACAAGAAAAGCGUUAAAAGCUAAACACGAACUAUCUAUAAGUACCACAAAGGAUCAUCAUAGGUGGAAAGAGGUUUUUUGAGAUAAACUUUAAAGCACAGCUAUGACCCCAACCUCAUUCCCUCAGCCUUCAUCCCCAGUCAACCUUUCUCCAGUUGGCAUUAAUUUUUGUGCUAUUUAGCAACAUUAGAGUUGCAGACAUUUUAAUCGUUUAUUUUUUGUUUUGUUUUCCGGGACUGUGCUUUUAACAAGUUGAAGUCGGAUACAGCGCUCAAAGUCUCAUUCCAGGGAAACAUGAGGGUCGAUGGCAAUACUAAGUGUAGCCGAUGGUAUUUCAAGUUCAAUGGAAACGAAUGCAGCGGACCAAUGACGAUUGAGGCUGUUGUUUACAACAACUGGCCAUCUGGGAGAAAUGCUAAUCAGCUGCAUCAUCGGUCAUUUGAGGGGUACUGUGAAAACAUCCCACAAGGCACGGUUAGAGUGAAAUUAUGGGUAGGAAAGUGCAGUAGCCAAUCCCUGGCUAAUGCUUACACUGGGUGGAAUUCAGUGUCCCGGAUAAUGAUUGAAGAAGUGUCUAGGCCCCAGUCCUAA
This is a messenger RNA of Porites evermanni, 1028 nucleotides long. The record is from the annotation of a GenBank genome assembly. Lineage: Eukaryota; Metazoa; Cnidaria; Anthozoa; Scleractinia; Poritidae.